Molecule: messenger RNA, 1420 nt
Organism: Pimephales promelas (fathead minnow)
Lineage: Eukaryota; Metazoa; Chordata; Actinopteri; Cypriniformes; Leuciscidae
Source: RefSeq, a predicted model, not a curated record
AUGGGCGAGCUCAAUCUCCUUAACCCCGGGUUUGUUGGACAAUUGGUUAACAUUCAUUCAAGAGAUGCAUGCUAUCUAUCCGGUGUCCGUGUGUCGGAUGAACCGCUAGGGAUAGAAACCUCAAGAAGACACAAUAUCUGCUCUUUGUCUUGGAGCCCAUCCGAACCAUGUGGAUACCCACAAUCUUAUGUUUCCCUAAACUGCACAUACACUCAAUCAUGCCACUUUCCUCGACAGGAAGAAGACAGAUGCUGUUAUCGUGAGAGUGCGUGCGCCACCAGCGGUGCUGGUGACAAUAACAAUACCAGUCUUGAACUGGACAACUCAUCUGUGUCAGGACUGAAUAAUCUGAACGGAAUGGACAACGGAGGAAGUGGCUACUCCAAAUAUGACUAUUUAACAAUCGAACAUUUAACCCUAAAUCCUCCAUCGUGUCGCUCCUUUGAAUCCGAUUCUGGUUCUUCACACGAGGGGUCCAAGACCCCACCGGGCACCUCAAGUCCACUGACAUCCCCUGACAUCCACAAUGCCACACACGGAGGUGAGUGCUCGGUGCUCUGGUUCCCAAUUCACACACACACCCGAAAGAAGCGUAAACCCUAUUCAAAGCUUCAACUGAAUGAAUUAGAGGGUGAGUUUAUCCUUAGUGAGUUCAUCACUCGACAGCGGAGGAGGGAACUGUCGGACCUGCUCAAUCUCACGGACCAACCGGUCAAAAUCUGGUUCCAGAACCGUCGCAUGAAGAAGAAAAGGCUCCUGACGCGGGAACAGGCACUGUCUUACUUUUAGAGCGAGGCGGAUCCUGACUGAGAUCUGAGAUGAUUCAUAAAACAUCGGAAUGAUGAGUAUCAGUUCGCGGAUUCCAAGCUAAUUCUCAUUGAAGCUUGACUGGACUUUAAGUAACCGUGCACCCAGUUUAAACGAAAUAGUUUAUGCGUAAAAAAGAAAAGACCAACCCGAUCUCACGGACUAAAUGUAUAUAAUUUACAACUGGAUGCUCCCCCUAAACAUAACAGUCAUGUACAAAUGCUUGUCAAAUCUGUUAACUGCAGAUUGCCAGGGUAAAAGGACAAAGAGGCUUUAGCUUUUAUUUUUUGUCUCUUUGUUGUAGCCCAGACCAAUGUACAGCAUGGAUGGUGCCAGGCUUUAAAAAGUAGCCUAUUGUUGUGAUAUUUUCAUGUGAUAAACGCUCGAACAUCAUUGCCGUCUUUUUCAGUGCGGUUAGUUUUGCUUUCCUCUAGGAACUCUGUGCUAAUGCUAUAUUUGUUAAAAAGGAGUACAUGAUAGCAGUGUAGGCUAUAAUAAUGGCGUUUUAUAAUCAGUGCAAUGUCUUUCUGAUGUUUUUGGCAAAUGUCUGCCACAUCAAUAAGAAUUAAAUGAUUGUAUCAGUGUGGGACUAAGGAUUCAAAAUAAUUUCCAA